Suillus clintonianus is the source of this 1479-nucleotide messenger RNA. RefSeq lists its product as uncharacterized. The transcript is spliced from 4 exons. NCBI's taxonomy places the organism in Eukaryota, Fungi, Basidiomycota, Agaricomycetes, Boletales, Suillaceae. The record is from RefSeq and is a predicted model, not a curated record. Bases 1 to 1479 code for a protein of 492 amino acids.
AUGGCGCGCACUAGAGGUCGGGGAACUCGCGGUAUACAAUCUAGACAUGAUGCAAAGGGGAAAGUUCCUGCUGCUAGUAGCGCAACGACACAAGCAGAUGAAGACAGCAACCCACAGAUCUCUGGCAGUAUAACAUCUCCUGCUUUGAACACUGCAAGAAAGCCAGUUCAAUGUGAGAAAGCUUACAGCACUCGUACCUCUUGGCUCAUUGCCUGGUGCAAAGCUAAUGAAGACACACAAAUCAAACUCUUCUCGGACUCUGUGAAGGAUGUGAAGGAGCAGGGCAGAAAGAAGAAACAGGGUGGUGCACCUAGGGAAACUUACUACCUGCAGCUUGCACGCGCAGUAUUCAAAAAUGACGAGGAUCCUGAGACAAGACUUCUUUUCGAGCAGAACCCCCAACCCCCAGGUUUUCAUCAAGCCUGUCCAGACACGGUUUGGAAAAUGAGUACCCCUGAAAAAUAUUAUCCCCUAUGUUUUAGACUCAAGAAGAAAUACAAUGAGGUCAAUAAGUCCCUCAAGCAGUCGGGCGCUGGAAUGAUAUUUGAAGACCUCCAGACGGACCCAUUCCCGUGGUGGCCAGACCUUCACGGUUGGUGGAGAAACAACCCUGCAUAUAACACUGUGUCAUCCUCUGUGGACCCUGGGCAAGACUUCGAAUCUGACGCACUCCAAUACUUCAACGGGUCUGGUGGCAAGGAUGUACAGGUCCCUGGUGAAGAUGAGCUUGAUGGAGAGGACAACGCUCUCGAAGACAGGGAACCCAUGGAUGUGGACAACAUUAAUAUUGGUCAAGAUUGUGUUGGCCCUGUCGGUGAUGUUGCUGUGGCCAAUAUAACAACACCAGCAGAUCAGUUCUUCCACAGUGAUAUUCAGUAUGAUAAAUACCCAUCAUUUUUCGCCAAUCUCCCACAAUCUGCUUCUAGCUGUGAUGCCACACUACAGGACUCUGAUGAUUCUGAUAUCAGUGCUCGUCAUGCAAUGCAGGGCCUCCGUGUUCAGUCUCAUAAAUCAAGUUCUGCUGUUCGAGGACGUUCAGCAUUUCAAGUCAUGAAGCUCUCUGGGCCAUCUACUCGUAGUGGGUCACCUCAAUCACCCCCAGUCACUUGUCCCCCUUCACGCAAAUGCACCAACAACAAUCAGACUUCCAUUGCCACCGAGCAGCUCUCCGAUACAGCACAAGUGCUGAUCCAGUCGAUCAGUGAAAAACGUGGUGAUUGUGCUGAGAAUGACUGCCUCAAGCGAAUGAAGAUAGACUACAACAUUUGGUCCAGGGACGUUAAAGUGUGCAAUGCUCACAGUGAGUGUGAGCACAGCAUGCGUCUCACCGAGCAAGACUUCAUGCACAAACAUGACCUCAUGGGCCACCAACUGGAGCAGACAAAGCUGGAGCUGGAGCUUGCCUGCGCACAUCGAGAUGAGGAGGAAGCAAGGAUCCAGCAGAUCACAAUGGAGCGGGGCAUGGAUCCAUCAACUUGA